Sceloporus undulatus (fence lizard) is the source of this 7966-nucleotide messenger RNA. RefSeq names its product probable ATP-dependent RNA helicase DDX60. The record is from RefSeq and is a predicted model, not a curated record. Gene Ontology annotation, biological process: defense response to virus. Gene Ontology annotation, cellular component: cytoplasm. NCBI's taxonomy places the organism in Eukaryota, Metazoa, Chordata, Lepidosauria, Squamata, Phrynosomatidae. Gene Ontology annotation, molecular function: single-stranded RNA binding; double-stranded RNA binding.
CGAAACCAAGUGCUGCAGUUCAUUGAGACCAUCGCUGGAGAUCCCAUAGAGCCCUGGCAACCAGGCGAGAGAUCUUUGCCUUGGCGUUUCCAUUCUGCACUCUCUUGCAAGAGGGAAAACUGCAGAAUUGGGGUGAGGCACAGAGAACAACCAGAUCGCUGCACUGGAGCUCAAUACAGCAAUAUUUUCUGAGGUGUGACAACAGUGCUGGAAGAAUUGGCUUUGGCAUAUGAAAAAGUAGUGGGAUAUCCAGAUGUGAGCAUGGGCAAGAAGAAGGCUAAAAACCCAAAAGUAAACUCAGCCAAAGAGAAGGAUGUAUUUCCUGAUAUAGUCAUUGGCAAGAAGAAGGCAAAAGGUUCUAAAGCUAAGAAGGCUUCUAAAGAAUGUGCAGGAGCCGUAGGCUCUUCAGCAAAAAAUCUGGCAAAAAAAUGUGGCAGAAAGGUGGAAAAAAUUCCUUCUGAACAAGAAUUACAGUGCUUCGUAAGACAGAUAAGUGAAUUAAUUUUGAAGAACCUACCAAAAGCUGAAGUCAGCUUGCUGAAUGGUUAUGUUGAGUCAGAAUGUAUUUUGAUUGAUGGCGAUGCACUGUUUAUCACUUGUGCACAUGACUCAACAUUACAGCAAGGACAGAAUUUGCACUUCUUUUACCUAGUGGAAUGCUUUUUACUGAAUUUAGAGAGUAAAGGACUUAAAUACAUAAUUGUUUUCUUCAAGGAUGCAGAACUUCUAUAUCAUGGAAAUCCUCAUCUCCUUUUUUUGAGAAUAGCAUUGAUACACCACCUAAUCAAGAACACUGAUACUGCAGUAAAGACUGAAUUUUAUAAUUGCUUAGAAGACAACUGGAAGAGAUUUCUGAACAAUAACUCCCCAUAUUUCUUAUUAACCUCAGAUGAAGGACUGAAUCAACUGCAGACCAAAUUUUUCCAUAUAAUUAUUAUUCAUGCCUUGUUCAAAAACAUCAAUGUUGUCCUUACUUCAGGCUACGAAUUUGAUACAGAAGGAAUAUAUGGGUACCGUAUCCACACUGGACAGCACCAUUGGAAAUUUUUUGGAGAGCAUGAAUCAGAGAUUAGAAUGUAUCUGGAAAAUGAAGCAGAACACUUGAAGGCAUCUGAUGCAGAAUCAUUCGUCUCUUUUUUUGGUUGUUUAUCUCUAGAAGAUGUGGAUGAAAAGAUCAUCCAUAAAAUGUCCUUAAUCCCAGAAGAAGAAGAGGAUAUCCGAUACAUUGUGUGCAUUGUGUCAUGGUCAUUGGUGCUCAACAUGUACAACAAGGAACAGCAAAGUAAAACUGCCACUACAAAGCAGAACCCACCAUUAUUAACACUGCAAGAAACUGCAGACCUGAUCAGGAUGUAUUGCCUCAGUGUGGCUUUUCUAUAUUAUUUACCUCUUGCGGAACGAGCUCAGAUUAGGCUUAUCAGAAACAACUGGAAUGAGGAAACCAAUAUGUUAAUUCAUCAACAUAAGUUUUGUGAAUUUCAUGUUUUGAAAAAUCUUGACUGUAAUACAUCACUGGACAUAGAUACUUCUACUUUGCCUGAUCUGAGUGAUAAUCUCCUGUGGAGAAACAUUGUACAUUAUUAUGAAUCAGGAAAAGGCCCAGAGCUUGAUUUGGAUAUAAAAUCAAAUAUUCAUUUGUGUUUGAUGUAUGAAAAAUUGUGGAAAGGUAUUUCACAACUAUCUGCGAGACUUGAUAUUGGAGCUUCCUUUCCACUGCGGAAAACUUCUAAGUGUUUUCUUACACCAGAGUUUUCACCAAAUAAAGGAAAUGCCUCUAACAUGACACUGCCUAAGUUAGAGCUGAUACCAAUGGAGUGUACACUAAUGGAUGAAUUUGCUGGCGAUAUUUUGAAUGACCUAUCUAUUUUUAAAAGUGAUACUGUUACCGUGCAAACAAAGUGGAGAAAACAUAACGAAUGUCAGUCCUGGUAUUCAAGAAGACCCCUCAGUGAAGACUGUGCUGGUACAGAUGGCAUCUAUCCCCGGAAAAACUUAAGAGAAUAUAUAAGACGUGCAAUUUGGAAUGCUGGAAGUGUAAAAAGCCAGGAGCAGAUUUCUAUCAUAUGUGGUGGAAGUGUGAGAGCACGAAAAAAUAUUGGAGAUCGAUUCAUGAAUCAAUGGAAAAGAUGGUUCGAGAACCAUUACCUUUUGAUCCACUUUUUUUCAUGGAAUAUUAAAGGAGAUUAUAAAUUUUUAGAAAAAUACCUGUGUUUCUGUGUGUUCCCCUCUGUGCAUGACAAUAUAUUUCUAUUUUUUGGAGAAGCUGCCAAGGAACUAUGGGCUCUACAAAACUGUCCACAAUGGCAAAUAUCUCCAUGUACUUAUGGAACACUUGAAGAAUUUACUACUUCAAAAAUGACUGAUACUGUGUUGUGUAACUCAAAUAAGAAUUAUACUGAUAUUGAGAAGAGCAAAGAAGAGCAUAAGGCAAAAUCCAACAUAGCAGCUCUGGAUGAACAGAAAAAGAAGUGUGAAGAACAAAAAAAAGGAGAAAGUAAUAUGAAGGACCUUUCUGUACCAGUUGAGAGGAAAGUUCAAGAGAUCUGCAGUUCUGGAAUUAACAUGGAGCCAACUGUCGACAAGUCUGUGCAGUGUGCAGUUAAAAUGGCUGAGCUGAAUUCUUCCCUUGACAUGUGGAAAAAACAUUGUGACAGUGCAGGGCAAUUCCAUAAAAAUUUAAAUUUAGCAGUUGACGUUAUGAGGAGAGUCCAUUUGUUGAUUGAAAACUACCAGAAUGUUUUGACGGAAGAGGAUUUUCAACAGAUUGUCAGAUGUUUUCAGUAUUUUGGAUUUGACAAUUUGAUAGCCACUUCAGAAUACACAAAGGUUUCAGAGAAGAAAGAUGAAUUUAAAAAGAAGUUUUCAAUAUACGCUGUUGGCAUAGGGUCAGCUCGAUUUCAGCUACAGUAUAUGAGCCAGUACCUGAUGCAGGAAGAGAGAAACAAACCAGACCCCAGGGUGCAACAAUUUAUACCAGAUUCAUGGCAGAGAGAAAUCCUUGACAUUGUGGAUAAAAAUGAAUCUGCUGUGAAUGCUCCUACAUCAUCAGGAAAAUAGGCCUCUUAUUAUUGCAUUGAAAAAAUUUUGAGAGAGGCGAUGAAGUGUAAUAGUGUAUGUUGCACCUACACAGGCUGUUGUUAUCAAGUGAAGGCAACUAUUGACAGUCGAUUUAACAGAAUAUUUCCAGAUGGCCAGUUCCUAUGUGGGGUUCUCACACAAGGUUAUCGGCAGUGGUCCUGGAUUGUCAGAUCUGUUAUCAUGGAGCAGAAGUUACAUCAAAACUUGGGAACACAUACUUCUUAUGAUCCAAUGUCCAUUUUUGGUUCUUUCUGCAAUGAUCAGCAACUUCAGAGCAUCUUACUGAUACAGGAUUAUUGUAUUAAUUUUAAAAAAUGCCCCACAAUUCCUCCUUCUGAAGACAAUGGAGCUGCUGAAGUGCUAAAACUGCUCAAACCUCAUGGUGAUUCCUGCUCUGAAACGCAAAUGAAGGAAUUAUUUCCAUAUUUUGUUGAAAAACUACAAGAAAUGGAUAAAUUGCCUGCACUUUUUUUCAUAUUCAAUAUUAGGAUUGCUGAAGAACUGGCUAAAAAGGUAUGCUGUUUCUUAGAGGAGAAGCAAAUGCUUAUAGGAGAAGUCUCCAGCUCUAAAAAUCAAGGACAUUUAUUGGCAACAAAGACUGAGCCAGCUGAUAAAUUAACAGAGACAAAACAGACUAGCAUCAUGCAAACAUACUGUGAAGAUAAUGAAAAGCUAAUUAAGAAGGUAGAACCUGGGAAUGUUAGGAAACAAUUUGAGCAGAUUUCUGGAAUAAGUGGUGACUGCACUUAUGCGAAUUAUCAGGUUGUUGGCAUGGAGGCUUUGCACAAGAUACUUAAUCAUGCAAGAUUCACAACAACUGGAGAACUGCAGGAGCUGGCCCUAAGAGGGAUAGGGUACCAUCAUGCCUUUAUGGAAUAUAAAGAGAAGCAACUUGUAGAGAUGCUUUUCAAAAUAGGAUUUAUCCAGGUGCUGACAUCUACGGGGACCCUUGCUUUAGGAAUCAACACGCCAUGUAAAUCUGUUGUCUUUGUACAGGAUUCUGAGUAUUUGGAUCCUCUGGCCUAUAGAUGGAUGUCUGGACGCACUGGGCAACGAGGUCAUCACUCAGUGGGAAAUGUAUUUUUCUACAAUAUUCCAUUCUCCAAAAUAGAGAGUUUCAUGAAAUCGAAGACAAUCCAUAUUCAGGGACAAUUUCUUCUGAGAACAUCUCUGAUAUUGAGACUUAUGCUGUUUGCUUCAAAAGCAGAUGACAAAACCAGUGCAAAAAAAAGGGUGAUGUCAUUACUGAAGAAUUCACUUCUAUCCUUUGAAGAACCUUGGACUCUGAAGAUGUUGAAACUCUAUUUCAUCUUUUCUUUACAGUUUCUUGUCAAAGAGGCAAGGAAAACGUUAUUGUAUAUACUUUUUCAAAAAGAGAUUGAAACUGAUAGCUUUCUCAUUCAAACAGGAACAAAAGUCUUUUCUGAGGCAGUGAUGGAAAAGCUUGUUGUGGUAUUAGCACACCUUUUUGGAAGAAAAUAUAUGCCUGCUGCUGUUGUUGGAUCCAAACAGAAAUUUUCCAGAUCAAAGGUAUUCCUGGAGGAGCUCCCUGAAGAUUUUGCAGCUACUUUAGAUAAAUACAACCAUAAAGUAGAAGAGAGCUUUGGACAAUUUCUACUGACAGCUUCCACGGUUGCAAACAACAGAAAAAGAUAUCAACUUCCUCUUUCAAAACUCGAUUUUUCAAACAAAGAGCAAUAUGACCACCCAUUGGCCUUUCACAUAAUGAAGUGUGAUAAAGAACGGACAGCAAUUUCACCUUUUGUGUGCCUCUCAGGAAAUUCAGAUCUUGAAUUACUGCAUGCAGGGUCUCUCAACAAUGUCCUAUUGCACAUGUUAGGUAUUACUGUUUCAAACAUCCCUGUUCUUUAUCUGAAGAAAUGUGAUAAUCACGGAAGAAAAAUGCCACUCAAUGCGUAUUUGCUUGACUUCUACAGACAUGGUUCUUUGAAGGCUAUAUGUCAAGAUAACGGACUUCAUGAAGGAGAAGCCUCUCGCUCUUUGAAAGACUUUGCUCAUUCCAUCCAAACAAUCAGUAUUUCUUUGCGUGAAUUCUGUAGCAGUGAAGAUCGCAAUGUUGUGUGGGCUUUUGAACAGUUGGCCAAAAGUUACUGGAAGAAACUGGAAGGGAUUGAAGAAGAGGGGGGGAAAUAACUUAAGUAAUGUACAUUGAAGAUGAACAUGCUGUAAAAUUAUGAAUUGUAUUUGGUAUUGAGACUUGAGGGUUCUGGGCUUAGAUUAUAGCUGAGUCGUGAAGGCCAGUUGGUGACCUUGGGGUGAUCAUUGGUCUUCAGUCUACCUCCCAGGGCUGUUGUGAGAAUGAAAUGUUGAGCUCAUGUACCUACUUGGAAGAAAACAGUGAGAUAAAAAUGCCUUAGAUAACAUACUUAUAUGUGUUAACUUCAAAAUUAGUAUUGGUAGUUUCAUGUUAGUGUUUAGAGCAGGACUGGUUAAAAUUAAGAGUCUUUUUAAAGUUAAAAGUUGGAUUUUACUUUUUUUAAAAUGAGAUUCCAAUUUUUUUUAAAGCCAGUUACUCUCUCUAAGUACAAAUAUAAAGUCAGUGAAUAGAGAAUUUGGGGAGAUGGAGCAGAUCUGAACAAGGAUGAUAACACUGCGUAUAAAUGUAGGGGAUUGCAUUUUUAAGGUACUGAAAAUUAAUCUGAAAACCAUUCAAAAUAAUUGCUUUAUGUGCAUCUAGCUUCUAAUGAUAUCUGUACCUUACACAUUUCUUAAUGUUACAAUGCGCUUCUACUACCAUAUAUAUCAUGGUUAAAUGCAAACUUCCUUACAGUUGAUUUACACUGUGAUUUAAAUCAUUAAAUUUGAAACUAUCAGAGAAACAAUUUAAAUCAUGAUUUAUACCAGUGACAGAUAUCUAGCAUCAUUUUUAUAAACUAUUUUCUUAAUAUAUGUAAAAUAAUUUCAUAGAAGUCACUGUAAGCCACCAAAGUCAUGAGAGCUUUUUUGGCUGAAGAAUGCAGUAUAAAUAGCCUAAAUAAAUAAAUAAAAAUAAAUUAUACUACAAUGUCCCAAGGCAAGACUUACCUUACAGGCAUGUUGCAAAGAUUGCACUAGAUAAUGUAUUUGAUUUGUGGAAUACUAGGCAAAUAUUAUAGUUUUGUGGAAUACUAUAUAAAUAUUAAUUAUUGUGCAUUGUGGAAUAAUAAUAAUAAUAAUAAUAAUAAUAAUAAUAAUAAUAAUAAUUUAUAUUUCCCGCCUCUCCCUGCGGAUCGAGGCGGGAAUGCAACCGAUAAAAUCAAACAAUAAAAUUACACAAUACCAUAAUACAUAAAAUAAUCAAUUAAAACACACCGAGAUGCAAUACAAUCAUUAGCGUAGCCAAAUCGUUGUCUGUUUCUAUACUGUUGAAUCAGGUGUAGAAAAUUCUAUAAGAUCCACUAUAAAAGAUCAGGUGGAUAGGCUUGCCGGAAGAGAUCCAUCUUAAGUGCCUUCUUAAAGACUUCUAAGGUGGUGAUGAGAUGUAUCUCUUCCAGUUAAGUUGUUCCAGAGUGUAGGAGCCGCAGCUGUGAACACUUUACGGGAAGUUGUAAUUAGUCUGGUCUUUGUAUAUUCCAAUAAAUUCUUCCCGGAUGUUCUGAGAGUGCGGGGCGGAUUGUGUAGGGAGAGGCCUUCCCUCAAGUAACUCGGGGCCCAAGCCAUGUAGGGCUUUAAAGGUGAUAACCAACUGUACAAAUUGUGUACUGUACAAAUUAUAGAAUUUGUUUAGCAUUAUGUAAUGUUAUACAAAUAUUAAUUAUUAUUAAUAUUGUGCAUUGUGGAAUACCAUACAAAUUGUGAAAUAUUAUACAAAUUAUGGAAUUUGUUUAGCAUUGUGGAAUACUAUACAAAUAUUAAUUAUUAGUAGUAGUACCUUUCCAUUCAACAGUUUUAUCUUCUGUACUUUACAUUCAACAUUAUAUUCUGAGCAGGGCUAACUCAACAGUCCAGGUUUUUCCAACUAAGCUUUUCCCAUCUUGGGACUAUGGUCUUAUUCUAUCUUUUGUGCGAAAAAUUAAAUGUUAAAAAGUACUUCAAACUAUGGACUUAUGUGAAAUGUUUGAACAAUUAUGAAAAGUAUACUGCAGUCUUUAAUCCAAUGAAUAGCUAUUUGAGAGAAAGUUCCACUCAAUUUAGGGGCCCAACAGACGACCUGAGAAAGCUGGCUUCUGGGUGACUUGGGGGCAUGGUAUUUUGAUGCUGUAUGGCCUGAAGAUGUCCAGCCAACCAGACAGGGGUGGCUUCAAGUUUUGACACCACACAUCCCUGGAGUGGCUUGAAGCCACCCUAGAGUUGUGAUGGGGCUGACUAAAGUGGCUCUUUACUGACCCAAAUAAGAGUGGAUCUUUUCCACUCCAAUUUGGGUCAGGGUUGAGGUGGAUUGGGGCUGGGGUGAGCGGUUUUGGGGCGGCCCCAGUCUGUCUUUUGAGGAUAAUGUGUUUCACUCCAUAGUGGGACUUAUGUCUGAUUAAUUAUGCAUAGGCUAACGACCUCUCUAGUGUGCCCCAGUAGCUGACCAAAUAAUUCAGAAACAGAUCUUAACUUGGACAAGAACACUUGGCAGUGUUCAACAUUAUUUUCUUUCAAACUAAUGUCUGUCUUUGUCAGGAGCACUGAUACACUCUCCAGGGAGGGUUGCCAGGUACCAACUUAUUUGUCUCUUUGUUUAAUCAGAUCUUUAAAUGUCAAUUUAAUUUAUAUUCACCUGCAGCUGUUCCUUCCUUAGUUAUUGUUGCUUUUAAAAUGAUUCUGGCUCUUGCUUUUUAAAUUACAUUUCACUGUGAACCACUCUUCAAACUAACAUAACUGAUGAUCUGUAUCAAUAACAAACAAAUUAAAUGUUCAUGAUGGACAAAACUCAGCAAUAAAUCAAGCUCCAUUCCAACUGUCA